Aedes aegypti (yellow fever mosquito) is the source of this 1908-nucleotide messenger RNA. Its product is annotated as N-acetyl-D-glucosamine kinase. The transcript is spliced from 4 exons. Gene Ontology annotation, molecular function: N-acetylglucosamine kinase activity. The record is from RefSeq and is a predicted model, not a curated record. NCBI's taxonomy places the organism in Eukaryota, Metazoa, Arthropoda, Insecta, Diptera, Culicidae. The coding region runs from base 468 to 1661 and encodes 397 amino acids.
AAACACUCUCGUUUUAUUCGCGCUCGGAUAGCGGACCGUGUAGGACGUGUUUCUUUCAAGUUCCCUUCAUCGUCUCGAUCCAGGAAGUGAGAGUGAGUGGAGUUUGGUGGAUUGAACAAAUUGCCAACAGUGGAAGUGGCAUAGGAGAAAAUAAGUCGUUCAAAAACUUGUAUAUUGUGUGUGUUUUUGGUGUAGUUACAUAUAUAGGUUGAGUUUUGUAUCGCAAGUGAUUGCAGCGGCAGAUUGCCCGAUAACAAGGGUUUAGUGAAGAGAGUACUGUGGUCCGCUUUCCGAAGCACCAGACAAGUGCACUAUUAGAUUUAGUGGUUUUCCCCAUUGUCUGAAGCUAGAGACUGCAACUCCUCCAACAAUUUGCUGCAAAUCGGCGAAGAAAACAAGUUUGAGCAGAGCGCUAGUAGGACACGUAGCGCCAAACCAGCGUCACCAAGAAAUCGAAAGGCACGGUCAUGACACAAGUUGUUUACAUCGGUGGCGUUGAAGGUGGAGCCACCCACUCUAAGCUGGUGAUAUGCGAUCAAGCCGGCACGGUGCUGGCAUCGGCCAAAGGACCCAGCACCAACCACUGGAUGGUUGGUAUACCAGAGGUGGCCAAACGGAUCGACACGAUGGCUCGGGAGGCCAAGGCGCAGGCCAACAUUCCCGAAACACACCGCCUAUCGGCCAUGGGGCUGUGCCUGAGUGGAGCCGAGCAGGACGCCACGAACAAGGAGCUGGAGAACUACUUAAAGACACACUACCCGGAUGUGGCAGAUCGGUACAUGGUCGGUAGUGACACGAUCGGAAGUAUUGCCACGGCUUCGAACGUGGGUGGCAUGGUGAUCAUAUCGGGAACCGGGUCCAACACACUGCUGCGCAAUCCGGACGGGAGCACGUAUGGGUGCGGCGGCUGGGGACACAUGAUCGGUGACGAAGGAAGUGCAUGGUGGAUCUCGAAACAUGCCAUCAAAAUCGUGUUCGAUCACGAGGACAACUUUCACCGGAGCAAACUGUGUGUGGAACGGGUGUGGGAGCUGAUCCGCGAGCACUUCGGCGUCAAAACUCGAUCCGAUCUGCUGGACUACUGCUACGCCAAAUUCUGCAAAACGACAUUUUCCGGUCUGUGUGCAAAGCUUGCCAAGUGUGCCCGCGAAGAGGACGAUCCCCUGUGUAGGAAACUGUUCGAGGAUGCUGGCCAGAAUCUGGCUCGCUCGGUUUGUGCCUUAUCGCCCCGCAUCAGCCCGACGUUGAUCAGCAAGUGCGGCAAGCUGGACAUUGUGUGCGUCGGAUCGGUUUGGCUCAGUUGGGAACUGCUGGAGCCGGGCUUCACCAAGGAGCUGGAAAGUGCCAAAUUUAAAUAUGAUCUGAAUCUGCUGAAACUGACCAACACUAUGGCUUUGGGCGCGGCGUACCUCGCUGCGGACACAUUCGAACUUGAGCUUCCGAGGGACUAUUCGAAGAAUUAUGAGGUAUUCUACGGUCAUCGAGCUGUGGUCAAUGGUAGUACGAAUGGCACUAGCAACGGAGCUAACGGCACUACCAAUGGGACCAAGAAUGGUGUCGCAAACGGUACGAAAAACGGAACUUCUAACGGAACCAAUGGUACUGCUAAGAAUGGUACCAACGGUAGAACAAACGGCACCAAUGGCACCAACGGCAACUGAGUCAGAAUGUUUCCUUGUCAGCUAGCGGGUUCCAAAGCCGCGUACUAUUAUCAUACUAAGUGUACCCAGAGAACUGAGAUUUUUACAUAGGCACCAAUUUUACCGUUAGGAUACUUCACCCUAGAGGAGCACAACGCUGUGUAGUAGUAUUGUUGUAUAAAAUAUAUUCCGCAGGCAGUGUAACAAAAUAUACAAUUCUGUACGUAUUUUCCGAUAAAAAAUAAAUUAUGUGAUGUGUCAGAACAAA